Molecule: messenger RNA, 884 nt
Organism: Populus trichocarpa (black cottonwood)
Lineage: Eukaryota; Viridiplantae; Streptophyta; Magnoliopsida; Malpighiales; Salicaceae
Exons: 5
Coding region: 158-520 (120 amino acids)
Biological process (GO): RNA methylation
Molecular function (GO): methyltransferase activity
Source: RefSeq, a predicted model, not a curated record
GUCCCGAAAAACCUUAAACCUGUACAGAAACCUCCAAACGGUCCCAAAAAACAUUAAACCCGUACAGAAACCUAGUCCAUUAGCAAGAAUCCCAGGCACAGUCGUGUACGGAGAUAAACAGCAGAGUAUCUUCAACAACAACAAAAAGAAAAGGAAAAUGGGAGGGAGAGGAAGAGGAAACAGGUCACCAACUCAAAAAAAGCACUUUCGUGAUGGCAGAGAGAAUGUCUGGAAACGCCACAAAUCUGACAGUGCCUCUUCUGAUCCCAACAGCAACAGAAACUCUGAGAAUAAGACUCAUUGGCAGCCUUUUACAACUCAAAAUCCUGGCUUUGAUGAAUACUACGAGGAGCAAGGGAUAGUGACACCAGAAGAAUGGGAUACCUUUGUGGAAGUUCUUAGAACACCCUUGCCUGCUGCUUUUAGAAUCAAUUCAAGAAGCCAGUUUUGUGAAGAUAUCAAAUCGCAGCUAGAGAAUGACUUUAUGAAUUCUCUAAAAGCAGAGUUAACCUACCACUGAUGGUGAUGAAGUGGAGGCUAUCAGACCAUUGCCUUGGUACCCUGAUAAUCUUGCUUGGCAUUCAAAUUUUUCCCGGAUGCAGCUAAGGAAGAACCAAACCCUUGAGAGAUUCCAUGAGUUCUUAAAGCUAGAAAAUGAAAUUGGAAACAUCACCAGACAGGAGGCUGUCAGCAUGGUGGGCAAGUCUACUUUCGGGUUUAUAUAAUGAUUUUCCUACCUGAUGGAAUGGUUUUUUUUUUCCUUUUUUGUUUCACAUUCUGCUCAAUUGUAUUACUUGUUUCAUUUUGCUUAAUCAUCUCUUUACCCUGAAUUGUAUCAGUACUUGGAAACUCCUAUUUGAUUUAUUUGAUUCACUUCGUUUUAA